This is a messenger RNA of Setaria italica (foxtail millet), 2313 nucleotides long. Its product is annotated as probable serine/threonine-protein kinase WNK1. The record is from RefSeq and is a predicted model, not a curated record. Gene Ontology annotation, cellular component: cytoplasm. Gene Ontology annotation, molecular function: protein serine/threonine kinase activity; ATP binding. NCBI's taxonomy places the organism in Eukaryota, Viridiplantae, Streptophyta, Magnoliopsida, Poales, Poaceae. Gene Ontology annotation, biological process: intracellular signal transduction; protein phosphorylation.
UUCACCGAUGUUCUUGGCAAGGGCGCGUCGAAGACUGUGUACAGGGCGUUCGACGAGUACCAGGGGAUGGAGGUGGCGUGGAACCAGGUGAAGCUGCACGACUUCCUGCAGAGCCCCGAGGACCUGGAGCGGCUCUACUGCGAGAUCCACCUCCUCAAGACGCUCAAGCACCGCAACAUCAUGAAGUUCUACACCUCCUGGGUCGACGUCUCCCGCCGCAACAUCAACUUCAUCACCGAGAUGUUCACCUCCGGCACCCUCCGCCAGUACAGGCAGAGACACAAGAGGGUGAACAUAUGGGCGGUGAAGCACUGGUGCCGGCAGAUCCUCAGCGGCCUGCUGUACCUGCACAGCCACAAUCCGCCCAUCAUCCACCGGGACCUCAAGUGUGACAACAUCUUCGUGAACGGCAACCAGGGCGAGGUCAAGAUCGGCGACCUUGGCCUGGCCGCCAUCCUCCGGAAGUCCCAUGCCGUCCACUGCGUUGGCACGCCGGAGUUCAUGGCACCGGAGGUGUACGAGGAGGAGUACAACGAGCUGGUGGAUAUUUACUCAUUUGGGAUGUGCGUGCUUGAAAUGGUCACGUUUGAAUAUCCAUACAGCGAGUGCACACACCCAGUGCAGAUCUACAAGAAAGUGAUCUCUGGUACUAAGCCAGAAGCGUUGUACAAGUUGAAAGAUCCAAUGGUGAGGCGGUUUGUUGAGAAGUGCCUGGCGUCGGCAUCUCAGAGACUCUCAGCGAGAGAGCUGCUUGAGGACCCCUUCCUCCGCAUUGAUGACAUGGCUUUUUCUUCAGAGGAUGGGGAUUAUAAUGUCACAACCAGAUAUAUUCGGCAGCCUUCAUCCUUAGGGCAUACCUAUAGCAAUGGCUCAAUGAUGAGUAAUGGAUUCUCAGACAGCAUUGAUGAAGACGCUCUGACUGAAGAUAGAUGGGACUGCGAGGAUGAUGACAUGAAAGGCCAAGAUGGCAUCGACCUCUUCAACGAGCACGAAGAUGAGCCUCUUGGCAAUGUGGAUAUCACAAUCAAAGGGAGAAAGAGCGAAGAUGGAGGCAUCUUCCUCAGACUACGAAUCGCUGAUAAUGAUGGGCGGGUGCGCAACAUCUAUUUUCCUUUUGAUGUUGAGGCUGACACGGCACUAAGCGUCGCAACAGAAAUGGUAGCCGAGCUGGAUAUAAUUGACCAUGAAGUUACUCGAAUAGCUGACAUGAUUGAUGGCGAGGUCAGUGCAUUGGUGCCAGAUUGGAGGCCUGGUCCGGGCAUAGAGGAAGCUCCUGAUACUUCAUACUGCCAUAAUUGUGGAUCCAACGUGUCAUCGUGUGGUUCACUUUAUGCCUACAUGUCAUCAGCCCGUCGAGGUUGUCAAUGUGCGGAGCUACAUGGACGGUUUGAGGAGAUCACGUUCCAAGCCGACGGAGAGCAGUGUGAUUUGCAAGAAUCUGCAGGAAGCUCUGAUGAUGGAGGUGGCCAGACAGAGCAUUACGUCAAAAGCAAGGAUUCCACUCACACGAAUGGCUUCGUGCAGAUGGGUAGAAGAAAUCAUUCUAAUCAGCUUUGCUUUAGUUCUUUCCAAGAGCAGUCAUGCUCAUCCAAUCAUUAUGAGAAUGACACUAACCCUCACAUGAAUGGGUUCGACAUGAAGCAUGAGGUAAAGAUUGCCAAGUACAAAGCACGGAAAAUGGCACAGUUGAAGAGGGCUAUCCAUCCAUCUCUUGAUUUCGACAAUGCAUAUGGAGUAAGUAGGAUGAAGCCUUCACUGAACAAGCUGCAAUCUUUCCAUGUCGGAAAGAACCACAAUUUUCGUGUACCGACAUGUGACCGAAGCCCGGAUAAAGGAAGCAGCGAUUAUCAUUCUAACAUGAUCAAACAAGCGUGGCAGAGCAAGCACCCCGAUCCGGGAGCCCAGAGGGCCCGGCAUUGUGAGGUCGACACUGCUGGGAGCAAUCCGGACUGUACAUUUACAGCCAGGCGCUACUAUACCGGGGCUCAGCUGCCACCAAAUCUUCCAAGGACCAGAUCUGUACCCCUGAAUGCCGUCGACGCCUGAAAUGCUUUCUUGCCCUGUAAAUUUUAUAGAGUGUACAUUUGUUUUGGUUCUUUUUGUGUCCAUUAUGAAAUAUAGUUGUUGGGCAAGAGACUGAAUGUGACUGGGGGUUGUCUGUAGAUUAAGGCUGAGCUUUGUCUAAAUUUUUCAUCAUGUGAAUGCAGAGGCCAGAGAGGUGGUUAGGCUGUACAAGUGCAAUCUGCAUCAUUUACCCCCACUGGGAUAUCCUGUUUUAUCCUCAAUAUAGGCAACCCCUCCUGUUUCAUUAAA